Molecule: messenger RNA, 898 nt
Organism: Fomitopsis serialis
Lineage: Eukaryota; Fungi; Basidiomycota; Agaricomycetes; Polyporales; Fomitopsidaceae
Exons: 1
Source: RefSeq, a predicted model, not a curated record
GUUUCGCUCGUGCAGGUUUCGCGUAGCCUCCUGCUCAUCAGCCUCACGUAUAGAUCGACGUCAAACUCGCUCAGCCACGCUCACAACGCGAGAAUUCUCAGAGGGCGGGCAGGCAGGGCAGAGCGGUGGGCAAGGUGGUCAAAGCGGCUACGGCGCGGCGGAAACUACGGCGCACAGGGCGGCGGCUUCGCCGGCGCCCCGGCCGCGGCGAGCGCAGGUGGCAACGCACCCUUCGACCCCACACAGCUUGCCCAGCUAUACACGUAUGAUGCAGCAGAUGGGCAUGAACCCCAUGAUGGCAGGAGGCAUGAACAUGAUGGGCGGCAUGGGCGGAGGUUCGGCGGUGGGAUGAGCGGUGGCCGCAUGAUGCCUGGCAUGGGCAUGGGCAUGGGUGGCGGUAUGAGUCCUGGCAUGGGUAUGGGCCGCGGCGGCGCAGGUAUGGGCGGACCCGGUGCGAUGAGCCCUGGAGGAAGCAUGGGCCCGAACGUCCCUCGUGGCCCACGCAACGGUCCCGGAGGCCCCGGAGGACCUGCGGGUGUAGGCCCGCAACGCGCCGGCCAGCGCGGUCAGCACAACUACCAUCCUUACGCCCGGUGAUUGGACGUCCUUCAAGGACUUUGCGAUGUUGCUACGAUAUUCCGUUGUUGUGUAGUGACUGGCAAUAGUUGCGCCCAGUAUGACCACCACUUAUGUUAUGUCCUAAGCUUAGAUAUUCAGUCCUUAAGGGAUAAUGUAACUUUGUGGUCGUCGCGUCCUGGCAAGAUCGCGUAGAGCAAUCAUGUUCACCUAUCACGCAGUGGAAGCUCUGGAGCACCUCCACUACCUUGCUACUCUCAGCGUGGCCUCGCGCGAAAGCGAUGUAGCAAUCGCACUGUUAAUACUAUGAAGGAACAUGACA